GGGGCGGGCCGCGGUGGGUUUGACUAGGCGGGCGCCGGAUCGCCGGCGGCGGCCGGAAGUAGCCGAAGCCAGGAGCGGAAGUAGCCGAAGCGGCCGGAGCGGGCGGGCGGCGAGGCGAGGCCGGAGCUGCACGGGGCCCUGAGCGGCCGUCUCAGCAUGUCGGACUUUGAUGAGUUCGAGCGGCAGCUCAACGAGAACAAACAAGAGCGGGACAAGGAGAACCGGCACCGGAAACGCAGUCACAGCCGCUCUCGGAGCCGGGACCGCAAGCGCCGGAGCCGGAGCCGGGACCGGCGCAACCGGGACCAGCGCAGUGCCUCCCGGGACAGGCGGCGCAGAAGCAAACCUUUGACCAGAGGCGCUAAAGAGGAGCACGGUGGAUUGAUUCGUUCCCCCCGCCAUGAGAAGAAGAAGAAGGUCCGUAAAUACUGGGACGUGCCUCCUCCUGGCUUUGAGCACAUCACCCCAAUGCAGUACAAGGCCAUGCAAGCUGCGGGUCAGAUUCCAGCCACAGCCCUUCUCCCCACCAUGACCCCUGAUGGCCUGGCUGUGACCCCGACACCGGUUCCCGUGGUUGGGAGCCAGAUGACCAGACAAGCCCGGCGCCUCUAUGUGGGCAACAUCCCCUUUGGCAUCACUGAGGAGGCCAUGAUGGAUUUCUUCAACGCCCAGAUGCGCCUGGGGGGGCUGACCCAGGCCCCUGGCAACCCGGUCUUGGCCGUGCAGAUUAAUCAAGACAAGAAUUUUGCAUUUUUGGAGUUCCGCUCAGUGGAUGAGACUACCCAGGCCAUGGCCUUUGAUGGCAUCAUCUUCCAGGGCCAGUCCCUGAAGAUCCGGAGGCCUCACGACUACCAGCCAUUGCCUGGCAUGUCGGAGAACCCCUCUGUCUAUGUGCCUGGAGUUGUGUCUACUGUGGUCCCUGACUCUGCGCACAAGCUGUUCAUCGGGGGCUUGCCCAAUUAUCUGAAUGAUGACCAGGUAAAAGAGCUGCUGACAUCGUUUGGGCCUCUCAAGGCCUUCAAUCUGGUCAAGGACAGCGCCACAGGGCUCUCCAAGGGCUACGCCUUUUGUGAGUACGUGGACAUCAACGUCACGGAUCAGGCCAUUGCGGGGCUAAACGGGAUGCAGCUGGGUGACAAGAAACUGCUUGUCCAGAGGGCAAGUGUGGGCGCCAAGAAUGCUACGCUGGUGAGCCCCCCGAGCACCAUCAAUCAGACCCCUGUGACCCUGCAAGUGCCGGGCCUCAUGAGCUCCCAGGUACAGAUGGGGGGCCACCCGACGGAGGUGCUGUGCCUCAUGAACAUGGUGCUGCCUGAGGAGCUGCUGGAUGAUGAGGAGUACGAGGAGAUCGUGGAGGAUGUGCGAGAUGAAUGCAGCAAGUACGGGCUUGUCAAGUCCAUCGAGAUCCCCCGGCCCGUGGAUGGCGUCGAGGUGCCUGGCUGUGGAAAGAUCUUUGUGGAGUUCACCUCUGUGUUUGACUGCCAGAAAGCCAUGCAGGGCCUGACAGGCCGCAAGUUCGCCAACAGAGUGGUUGUCACCAAAUACUGUGACCCCGACUCUUACCACCGCCGGGACUUCUGGUAGAGGCGGCCGGGGGAGGGUGGGGACAGGGCUGGCUGGGGACAUCCCUGGCCUGUCCUUCCCUUUUCCCCUCUGAAGACGAUGGGCAGAGGAGUGACAGCCGAAUGACAGCCGGCAGCAACUGGAAUGGCAGCAAUUAAGGGGGGUGGGGGGUGGGGGUCAGGGCAGGGAGGGGGCUGGGAAAGUGCACACGGCCCACACAGACACAUGCACCCACACAGACACAGAGGGAAGGGGUGGGAUGGGGUGCACAGGAGGGCCAGUAGGAUCCCCUCCCCCCCCAGCAGCCCCUCCCCAAACAGUCCCUCCUCCCUUUAUACCCUUUUUUCCCUCUUCCCUGUGAUAGGAAAAUAGCGUGUUUAUAUUUUAUGGCCAAACUAUUUUGAAUUUUGUUGUCUGGCCCUCCGUGCCCCCCUCUCCUUUGCCGGACCACAGCUCCUGCCCUCUGGCUUCUGGUCCUCCCCAGGCUCUGCCCUGGUUUCUUAAGUAGUUGGUUCUUAGUCUCCUGCCCCGCUCCAGCCCCAGCCCCGCGGCCCUGCCCCCUUCUCUCUGUGGCAGUUUCAUAUUUGCUAAGACGAAUUUGCUCAUUAAACAUUUUGUUGUAUUUUA
This is a messenger RNA of Dipodomys spectabilis (banner-tailed kangaroo rat), 2190 nucleotides long. It is a transcript of the gene U2af2, whose product is annotated as U2 small nuclear RNA auxiliary factor 2. Gene Ontology annotation, cellular component: U2AF complex; commitment complex; nuclear speck. The transcript has 12 exons. The record is from RefSeq and is a predicted model, not a curated record. Gene Ontology annotation, molecular function: pre-mRNA 3'-splice site binding; poly-pyrimidine tract binding. NCBI's taxonomy places the organism in Eukaryota, Metazoa, Chordata, Mammalia, Rodentia, Heteromyidae. Gene Ontology annotation, biological process: mRNA processing. The coding region runs from base 157 to 1584 and encodes 475 amino acids.